UGAAGUAAAUCGAAAACAAAGAAAUUUCCAACUCUUUGAAGAUUUUCCACUCACACCCUCUCGUACUCCAACAAUGUCCAACUCCAACGUCACCACCACCUUCCUAGCAAUAGCCGAAGCAGCAGCAACAAACAUCCCGCAAAACCCAACCCCUAUUUCCACUCACACCAUGGAUAUUAACAGUAGUGAUCAGCAACUACAAGACUUUGAAGAUUUUCUAAUUCUUGCUGCCGCUGAUCAUGAAGAAACUAAGGAAUCUACCGCCUCUUCUUGUCUCAAAGCGUCGACUACUUUUUCUCAAAACCCUUUCAUUUCAUCACAUGAUCAGAAUGAGAUGAUGACUAGCAGUUCAGUCAAUGAUAGCUGCUGGGAGCAGGUUCCAAGAAGUAGCUCUGCUGAUUAUAAUAUGGAACCAAAUGAUGAUAAAAAGACAAUGGAAAGGGAUGAUGACGUGGGGUUUAAAAUUGCUUUCCGAACCAAAUCUGAUAUUGAGAUAAUGGAUGAUGGGUACAAAUGGAGAAAAUAUGGGAAGAAGAUGGUUAAGAAUAGCCCGAAUCCAAGGAACUAUUACCGGUGCUCAAGCGGGGGAUGCAAGGUGAAGAAAAGGGUGGAAAGGGAAAGAGAUGAUCCGCGGUUUGUGAUAACAACUUACCAGGGGAAGCAUAACCAUGAAAGCCUUGCACCUGCUCCUGGUCACUGCACUUCACACUACGCCCUUCAAAUUCUUCAUCAGCCCUAGCCUUUCCUACAUAUAUUGAUCAUAUAAUAGACUACAGCAUAUUUGCUUCAAUCUAUCAUCAACUAAUUAAUGCAAAUAUGCUAAGGCUUUCAAUAUUGGA
Durio zibethinus is the source of this 839-nucleotide messenger RNA. RefSeq lists its product as uncharacterized. The record is from RefSeq and is a predicted model, not a curated record. Gene Ontology annotation, biological process: regulation of DNA-templated transcription. Gene Ontology annotation, molecular function: DNA-binding transcription factor activity; sequence-specific DNA binding. NCBI's taxonomy places the organism in Eukaryota, Viridiplantae, Streptophyta, Magnoliopsida, Malvales, Malvaceae.